UUUUACUUCCGUUGUAAACACCGGACCAUGUGAUGUUCUCUUGGAGUGCUAGGUAAAAUAGACGUUAGUUAAAAAACACAAAGGCACGCAACUCCAAAAUGAUGCAAAGAGUACCUCGCUACCCUCCCCUUCACGCCCGGCUUAUCCGCCUUGAAGACGGUCCACCCAUGUACCGGAUGCUGGGCUACGCCGACAAAAACAACCUGAACUUUGACCUCUGUGAUCCUCCGCCUGUCGGCUACUUCGGCCCGUUCGCCUUUCCCCGUCUGCCCACCAACCAGCCUCUGCCCUUUGGGCCCGGGCGUUACGGGCUGCCGUCCCUACCCCUGGCCUUCUCCACCCACUACUGGGAUGACCGUGCGGACAGCUGCGACCCCUACUGCCACCAAAAGCCCUACCACAAGCUUUACCGUCUGGGUACGGAGCCCCGACCGGAAGAGGUCAUCUUUCCGGAAAUGGCCGUCCCCGGAACCGGCGUGCAGAGUACGGUCUUCAACAGUGGGUUUUUGCAUAACCCUGACCUUCAUCCGCCGAGGUCGUUCUCGGAUUCGGACAACACCUGGGGCACACUGAACUUACAUUCUGGGGCCAUUUAUCUAUGAGCUGCACCUAAGGACACAACUAACGUCUGCCCAAUAUUCAAUCUUUGUAAGUCUUCGUAUACCAAAUCAAUCGUUAACACAAAAAAAAAACAAGAAUAGUGUCAUCGUUACGUGUAUUAAAGCGUCAAUUUCAUUCCCUAAAAAUU
Molecule: messenger RNA, 748 nt
Organism: Physella acuta
Lineage: Eukaryota; Metazoa; Mollusca; Gastropoda; Physidae
Source: RefSeq, a predicted model, not a curated record